Messenger RNA from Anguilla rostrata (American eel), 2928 nucleotides. It is a transcript of the gene carm1, whose product is annotated as coactivator-associated arginine methyltransferase 1. The record is from RefSeq and is a predicted model, not a curated record. Gene Ontology annotation, biological process: peptidyl-arginine methylation. Gene Ontology annotation, molecular function: protein-arginine N-methyltransferase activity. The coding region runs from base 41 to 1861 and encodes 606 amino acids. The transcript is spliced from 16 exons. Lineage: Eukaryota; Metazoa; Chordata; Actinopteri; Anguilliformes; Anguillidae.
AUGCGUGUGCGCGUGUGUGUGUGUGCGUGUUUUUGUGUUAAUGCGUGUGCGCAAGAGAAAAGAGAGAGCGAGGGUGAACGCGUGUGUCCAGCGUUGUCUCUCCCCUCAACCGAAGAUGGCGGUGUCCGUGUUCCCCGGCGUGCGGCUCCUUUCUAUCGGAGACGCCAACGGAGAUAUACAGCGACAUUCGGAGCAACAGCCUCUCCGGUUGGAGGUGAAAACCACGCAGGAUGCGGCCCUGGUUAACCUCACUAACGCCGAAGAGACGUGUGUGUUUAAGUGCUCAGUGUCGAAGGAGACGGAGUGCAGCCGCGUGGGAAAGCAGUCCUUCAUCAUCACCCUGGGCUGCAACAGCGUCCUGCUGCAGUUCUCCUCUCCUACAGAUUUCUCCUCCUUCUACAACAUCCUGAAGAACUGCCGGGGACACAAUGGCGAGCGGUCGGCCUUCAGCGAGCGGACGGAGGAGUCCUCCGCUGUGCAGUACUUCCAGUUCUACGGCUACCUCUCCCAGCAGCAGAACAUGAUGCAGGACUACGUUCGGACCGGGACCUACCAGCGGGCCAUCCUUCAGAACCACGUUGACUUCAAGGACAAGGUGGUGCUGGACGUUGGCUGCGGGUCCGGGAUCCUCUCCUUCUUCGCGGUUCAAGCUGGAGCUCGGAAGGUGUACGCUGUGGAGGCCAGUACCAUGGCACAGCAUGCAGAGGUCCUGGUGAACAGUAACGGGCUCACGGACCGGGUGGUGGUGAUCCCGGGGAAGGUGGAGGAGGUGACUCUGCCCGAGCAGGUGGACAUCAUCAUCUCCGAGCCCAUGGGCUACAUGCUGUUUAACGAGCGCAUGCUGGAGAGCUACCUGCACGCCAAGAAGUUCCUGAAGCCCAGCGGUAACCUGUUCCCCACCAUUGGGGAUGUUCACCUGGCCCCCUUCACUGAUGAGCAGCUGUACAUGGAGCAGUUCACCAAGGCCAACUUCUGGUACCAGCCUUCCUUCCACGGCGUGGACCUCUCCGCUCUGCGAGGAGCCGCUGUGGACGAGUAUUUCCGCCAGCCAAUCGUGGACACCUUUGAUAUCCGCAUCCUGAUGGCCAAGUCGGUCAAGUACACGGUCAACUUCCUGGAGGCCAAAGAGGAGUCCCUGUACAGGAUAGAGAUCCCGUUCAAGUUCCACAUGGUGCAGUCCGGCCUGGUGCACGGUCUGGCCUUCUGGUUCGACGUCGCCUUCAUCGGCUCGGCGACGACCGUGUGGCUGUCCACAGCGCCCACAGAGCCCCUGACCCACUGGUACCAGGUCCGCUGUUUGCUGCAGUCGCCCCUCUUCGCCAAGGCGGGGGACACGCUGACAGGAACAGCCCUGCUCAUCGCCAACAAGAGGCAGAGUUACGACAUCAGUAUUGUUGCUCAAGUUGACCAGACCGGAUCCAAGUCCACCAAUCUCUUGGAUCUGAAGAACCCCUUUUUCAGGUACACGGGGGCCACCCCAGCUCCUCCCCCCGGGUCACACUACACCUCCCCCUCUGAGAGCAUGUGGAACACCGGGGGGUCUUACAACAUGAAUCAGCCUAUGUCAGGGAUGCCUGCGGCCUAUGACCUCAGCACGGUCAUCAGUGGCGGCUCUGGAGCUUCUCACAACAACCUCAUCCCCCUGGUGAACACAGGGAUUGUGAAUCACACUCCCUCCAGAGUGGGCUCAAUCAUGAGCACAGGAAUAGUCCAGGGAGCCACUGCUGGCCAAUCAGGACACGGCGGCAGCAGCAGCAGCACCUAUUACCCUGCAAAUAGCCAGUUCAGUAUGGGGGGCCCUGCCUUCUCCAUGGCUUCCCCAAUGUCUGUGCCCAGCAACACCAUGCACUACGGGAGCUAAGGCCUCUAGGCCAUCCACAGCCAGAACGAGCAAACCAAAACCAGAACUGCCAUUUUCCGUUUCUCUCCUGCACACCCCCCUCCCCUUGCUCUGACCUCACCUCCAUGCACCCAAACCCAUUUCAUCUUUCCAGUCCUACUUUGAUGUGCCACUGAUUUUGCUGCAGUCUGUGCACUUCCAGUCUGGCCGCUAGGUGGCAGCGCUGUUCAACAGAUUAUGUUGGAGGGCUGGCUCAUUUACAUUGUUUUUAAAUGCUUUACGCACACACGCACACACACACACACACACUAGAUACACCAAAAGGACUUUGUCUUGCUCUAGAUCCUGGGUAGAAGAAACCGCUGAUUCCUCCUCCCCAACACCCCUGCAGUCACCCUCCCUCUCCUCUUCCUUGAACUCUGUCCUUCCCCCCUUGCGGGAGCGAUAUCAUCCAAGCAUAUCUUUCUAACUGCACCUCUGGACUCACCAUUUACACUGAUCAGCGGGGGUUCUUCUGGGUUUUACUUGUUUCUAUCGUGUUCUUUUUUUCUUUUUCAUGCCAAUCUUGGUUUUAUAAGCACCGGCCAUCCUGACGGAGAUAUUUCGACUUUCAAAGUUGCAUCUCGCCGGCAUGUGUGUCACUGCCAUCUUACCAGAACUGUACAGGAGCUGCACCAGAGCUCGGUUGGUCCAAGCUCUGUCCAAGACCCCAACGCCACCCCCCCUGGCCUCCACCCCCACCUCCACCAUAGGAACCGCCUGACCAAUGGACUGGUCAGCCAAUGACCUUUGACUGUGUCGACAGAAGGGCUCCUGAGCCAAUCACUCUGAAGAUGUGUAAGAAUGGCUGUGAAUGCUGCAGGAAGGGCGGAGCUUGGAUAGGAAACUUUCGUCUGUGAGCAGGGGAGCCGUUCGCAUCAGCAGUGUAUUUGUUUACACCCCCACCCCGCCCCCACCCCACUCGCCCUGCGUCUCUAGGUGUUUGGGAUUGUGAAACUGGUGUGUGUUGGCCCCGGAUUGGAGAGGAGGGCCAGUGAACUCCCGUCACCCAAACCCCCUCACCUCCCCAGCCUUGCCCCACCCCCUUA